AUGGGUAACUCCUCCAGAGCGACGUCGUCGUUCGAUGAACAAUCAAUUCACGGCGAUGUACUGGAGGCCAUCCUCUCCUACGUCCCACUAGUACACUUACUUCCGGCGUCUGGUGUGUCAAAGUCGUGGACCGCCGCCGUAUCAUCGGCCCUUCGCACAUCCACCAACACCAAACCAUGGCUAAUCAUCCACACACAGAGCUCUAGGCACCCGUUCUCCACAACCAGUCACGCCUACGAUCCGGAGUCAAACAUGUGGAUCGAGAUCCGACAACCGGCGAUCGGUUACGUAUCUACACUUCGAUCAUCUCACUCGAAUCUUCUCUACAUGUUGUCGCCGUCGAAGCUCUCGUUGUCUUUUGAUCCGCUUCACCUGACUUGGCACCACGCGGUGGCGCCGAAAGUCUCGCGGAUAGAUCCUGUUGUAGCCGUUGUAGGCAGCCACGUUGUGAUUGCAGGCGGUGCCUACGACUUUGAGGACGAUCCUCUCGCCGUUGAGGUUUAUGAUCUCGAGUCACAGCAAUGGACUAAAUCGGAUCCAAUGCCCGAGUUUUUCAACGGAUCCGCCGCGUCAUUGUGGCUCUCGGUUGCUUCCGGUGAUCCUCAUAUCUUCGUCAUGGAGAAAACUUCCGGUGUAACGUACUCGUUCAAUCCCAAUAACAAUACGUGGUCUGGACCGUACGAUCUGCGUCCCGAUCACCGCGUUUUUUACUCGGUUAUCGGAUUCUCCAACGACCGAUUGAUUGUCAUCGGGAUGUUGGGUGAUGCUGAGGAUGUUGACGGAGUGAAGUUCUGGGAAGUGAACUGCGAGUCAUUCGAAUUCGAUGAAAUUGGGGAGAUGCCGGCGAAUCUCCUCGAGAAUUUGAAGAGCCACGAUUCGCAAAUUUCCUCCAUCGACGUCUCUAUGGUGAGUAACGCGGCGUAUGUAUACAUCUCCUCGCGAGCUGAAGAGAUAUUCAUGUGUGAGUUCAUCGACGGCGGGGGAUGUAGGUGGCGCAGCGUGGCGAAUACGUCUGCGAAUGGCCGGAGUAUAAUGGAUAAAUUAGUUUUUACGUGCUCGAAGAUAGGGAUUGAGGAGCUGCAACGAGCAACGAGGUCAGAGAAUCGGAAGUUCGUCUUGAAACGGUGA
Lactuca virosa is the source of this 1128-nucleotide messenger RNA. The record is from the annotation of a GenBank genome assembly. Lineage: Eukaryota; Viridiplantae; Streptophyta; Magnoliopsida; Asterales; Asteraceae.